AUGUUCCUAAAACAAAGGGUCUUUACCCUAGUCUUCGAGGAAAAGGUGCUUUCACCGAAGAAAUCUACAGUCCAGGUAAAUGUAGGCUAUGCACUUUUUUUUCUCAAAGGUAAGCUAGAGGCACACAAUUUUGCACAACCAUGUAGGCUACAGAAGCAGGCACAGGCUUUAUGAGAUGUAAUUCUCUGGGAACAAGUUUAAACUGCAGAAGUAUUCUAAAUAUUGACUACCUUGUUUAUUGGUAUGCGAUAUACCAUUCAUUUAGAAUAUUGGAUUGAAACAUUAAUCAUAUUUAGUUGAUAAUUGUUUAAUACAUUUACAUUGUUUGUUCAACCUUUCCCUUUAAACUGUGACUAUAGCCUACAGUUAUUUCAAGUUCAUUUAUUGAGAAAUAAAAUAUUUAAGUCAAUAUUUAGACUGCUUCUGCAGUUUUAACUUAAAUUCACCCACUGUCGAAGAGCUGGGCUAUAUUUGAAGUAGUAUACCAGAAGACAAAGUCCAACACUGGCAGUCACUCCAACAACGUACAUUCUAUCUCACUGUAAGAUAGGCGUGCUUGGGGACCCGGGUUUAGUUGGCCCAGAUAGGUCUUCCCUAAUGACAUGACGGCCUUAUUUCUAAAAGCGACAUAUUAGAGGAAAGUAGUUUUAUUAUAAAACUUGUUAAAAUCGAAAGCUAUUUUAAUUGACUCCAUUAAUUGACUCCCCUUGUCACUUCAUGAGGCAGAUGAUGGCAAAGUAUUCCUAGUUGGGAAGGCUAGUAAAAUGUGCGUGCGCGCGUGCGCGUGCAUGUGUACGUGCAGUCGAUUUGAGUGCAAGUAAUGGAGACCUUUCAGACAACGUAACCUUGAUGUCUUCAUUAUGAUGAAGAACUGUCUGUGGGGGGAUGAUUUCAUUCCAUCCAUUAAGUAGACCAUCUAAGAGAGUCCUCAAGUCAAAUGUAAUUUUCAAGGUCUUUCUCUCCCUGCUAGUUAAUUGAUUGAUUAUUGGCACAGAUUGGCACCCAUAUAUACCCCUCAUCUGGUGCGCCAGUCAGUCCUGCACACCUUGAGGGCCGGAUUUGAGAAAGGUGACGCCCCAACCGUAUGUACCACUAGAGCAACAAGCUAGCUUUACGUAUACAGUGCAUUCGGAAAGUAUUCAGACCCCUUGAUUUUUUUCCACAUUUUGUUAUGUUACAGAGUUAUUUUAAAAUGGAUAGAAGAAAAAAAAUCCUCAUCAAUCUACACACAAUACCCCAUAAUGAAAAGUGAAAACAGGUUUUUAGAAAUUUUUGCAAAUGUAGUACAAAUAAAAAACAGAAAAGCCUUAUUUACAUAAUUAUUCAGACCCUUUGCUAUGAGACUCGAAAUUGAGCUCAGGUACAUCCUGUUUCCAUUGAUCAUCCUUGAGAUUUUUUUACAACCUAAUUGGAGUCCACCUGUGGUAAAUUCAAUUGAUUGGACAUGAUUUGGAAAGGCACACACCUGUCUAUAUAAGGUCCCACAGUUGACAGUGCAUGUCAGAGCAAAAACCAAGUCAUGCGGUCGAAGGAAUUGUCCGUAGAGCUCCGAGACAGGAUUGUGUUGAGACACAGAUCUGGGGAAGGGUACCAAAACAUUUCUGCAUCAUUGAAGAGCACAGGGCCUCCAUCAUUCUUAAAUGGAAGAAGUUUGGAACCACCAAGACUAUUCCUAGAGCUGGCCGCCCGGCCAAACUUAGCAUUCGGGGAGAAGGGCCUUGGUCAGGGAGGUGACCAAGAACCUGAUGUUCACUCUGACAGAGCUCCAGAGUUUCUCUGUGGAGAUGGGAGAACCUUCCAGAAGGACAAACAUCUCUGCAGCACUCCGCCAAUCAGGCCUUUAUGGUAGAGUGGCCAGACGGAAGCCACUCCUCAGUAAAAGGCACAUGACAGCCCGUUUGGAGUUUGCCAAAAGGCACCUAAAGGAAACAAGAUUCUCUGGUCUGAUGAAACCAAGAUUGGACUCUUUGGCCUGAAUGCCAAGCGUCACGUCUGGAGGAAACCUGGCACCAUCCCUACGGUGAAGCAUCGUGGUGGUUGCAUCAUGCUGUGGUGAUAUUUUUCAGCGGCAGGGACUGGGAGACUAGUCAGGAUCGAGGGAAAGAUGAACAGAGCAAAGUACAGAGAGAUCCUUGAUGAAAACCUGCUCCAGAGCGCUCAGGACCUCAGAUUGGGGCGAAGGUUCACCUUCCAACAGGACAACGACCCUAAGCACACAGCCAAGACAAUGCAAGAGUGGCUUUGGGACAAGUCUCUGAAUGUCCUUGAGUGGCCCAGGCCCAGACGAUCAAAUAUCUCUGGAGAGACCUGAAAAUAGCUGUGCAGCGACACUCCCAAUCCAACCUGACAGAGCUUAAGAGGAUCUGCAGAGAGGAAUAGGAUAAACUCCCCAAAUACAGGUGUGCCAAGCUUGUAGUGUCAUACCCAAGAAGACUCGAGGCUGUAAUCGCUGCCAAAGGUGCUUCAACAAAGUACUGAGUAAAGGGUCUGAAUACUUAUAUAAAUAUGAUAUUUCAGGUUUUUUUUAAAUUAUAAAUGUGCAAAAAUUUCUAAAAACCUAUUUUUGCUUUGUCAUUAUGGGAUAUCGUGUGUAGAUUGGUGAGGGGAAAAAAACGAUUUACUCCAUUUUAGAAUAAGGCUGUAAUGUAACAAAAUGUGGAAAAAGUCAAGGGGUCUGAAUACUUUCCGAAUGCACUGUAGGAGGCGACAGUUGACUUCAGGCCUUGACAGAGGUGAUGUCACCAUGCAAGUUUAAGAUGUUAUGUAACCAUUACCUCAGUGGUGGAAUAAGAUUUCCAACACAGUCCAAUUUACUGCAGCACUUCACUGAAUGAAGACUGAAGACUACUCUCCAUAUUGUCAAAGACUCCAGCCACCCUAGUCAUAGACUGUUCUCUCUGCUACCGCACAGCAAGCGGUACCAGAGCGCCAAGUCUAGGUCCAAAAGGCUUCUUAACAGCUUCUACCCCCAAGCAAUAAGACUCCUGAACAGCUAAUGAUGGCUACCCGGACUAUUUGCAUCCCUCUUUUACCCUGCUUCUACUCUGUUUAUUAUCUAUACAUAGUCAGUUUAACUCUACCCACAUGUACAUAUUACCUCAAUUACCUCGACUAACCGGUGCCCCCGCACAUUGACUCUCUACCGGUACCCCCUGUAUAUACCCUCCCUACUAGUAUUUAUUUUACUGCUGCUCUUUAAUUAUUUUGUAUUUAUCUCUUUUUCACUUAACACUUUUUUUCUUAAAACUACAUUGUUGGUUAAGGGCUUGUAAGUAAGCAUUUCACUGUAAGGUUUACACAUGUUGUAUUCGGCGCAUGUGGCAAAUAAAAUGUAAUUUGAUUUGAUAUCCUUACCACACCCAAAUAACAAAUAAUUUCUAUACUGAACAAAAAUAUAAAUGCAACAUACAACAAUUUCAAUGAUUUUACUGAGUUACAGUUCAUAUAAGGAAAUCAGUCUAUUGAAAUAAAUUCAUUAGGCCCUAAUCUAUGGAUUUCACAUGACUGACAGGGCACAGCCAUGGGAGGGCAUAGGCCCACCCACUUGGGAACCAGGCCCACCCACUGGGGAGCCAGGCCCAGCCAAUCAGAAUGAGUUUUUCCCACAAAAGGCUUUAUUAGAGACAGAAAUACUCAUCAGUUUCAUCAGCUGUCUGGGUGGCUGGUCUCAGACGAUCUCGCAGGUGAUGAAGCGGGAUGUGGAGGUCCUGGGCUGUUGUAGUUAUACGUGGUCUGCGGUUGUGAGGCCAGUUGGACAUACUGCCAAAUUCUCUAAAGUGACGUUGGAGGCGGUUUAUGGUAGAGAAAUGAACAUUACAUUCUCUGGCAACAGCUCUGGUGGACAUUCCUGCAGUCAGCAUGCCAAUUGCACACUCCCUCAAAACUUGAGCCCUCUGUGGCAUUUUGUUGUGUUAUAAAACUGCACAUUUUAGAAUGGCCUUUUAUUGUCCCCAGCAGAAGGUGCACCUGUGUUAUGAUCAUGCUGUUUAAUCAGCUUCUUGAUAUGCCACACCUUUCAGGUGGAUGGAUUAUCUUGGCAAAGGAGAAAUGCUCACCAACAGGGAUGUAAAAAAAAAUUGUGCACAUAAUUUGAGAGAAAUAAGCUUUUUGUGCGAAUGGAAAAUGUCUGAUCUUUUAUUUCAGCUCAUGAAACAUGGGACAACACUUUACAUGUUGCAUUUAUAUUUUUGUUCAGUAUAGUUAUCAUGUGGUUUGACUGUCUCUCUACUGUUGCUAUUCUUUUGCACAGGACCUUCAAGUGGAUCUGUGAACAGCCAGAAUGAAAUGGGAGAAGUUUAAGCCUCCAGAGCCAGACGAUCCCAUGUGCUGUUGUGAGUGUGAUUUGGACCCACAUGAAUGCUGCUGUGACUGUGACGAUCUGGAUGAAGCUUGCAGCAGGUGAAAUAGGUGGAAUGGGGAGGAUCAUGGCAGGACUCAGCAGUCCAAGUUCAGGUCUAACCAGUGCUUGACAUGGACUGAAAUAUGUGCCGGUAUUCAUUUUGGGUGCUGGUACUGUUUAUAUUUAGUUGCAGCAGCUCCACAAUACUUUUGAGCUAAUAUUCUAUAAAAGGAACAGGAGUUCAAGCAGUAGAACAUUUGAGGUGCUGGUAUUCAUCUCCGGUGAGCUCCUACCCAAGUCAAGCACUUGGUCUAACCCCCUGCCCUCUCUGUGUUUCCCUCUCUGUCAUCCCUACCCUUAUGUCUUUUCCAGGUGGCUGAAGGGUAAGCCUCAGAAACCUGACUGUGCGUUGCCUGUGUUUGGUGCCGUGAUGGACCGGCUGAGGUUGAGACUGUUAUCAGGGGACAGGCGGGUGGAGAUCUCCAUGGUCCCAGCUCUAGUGCUGCUUCCCCUGCUACUGCGGCUGGCAGCCCUGCACUUCCUGCUGGGCCUGGUCAUUCUGACAGCCCUGCCUGGCCUGGUUCUGUGGUACUACUACACCACACACAGGAAGAAGGGCCGCACCCUCUUCUUCCUCAGCCUGGCGCUCUUCUCCCUAGCCUACAUGUACUUCCUCUUCAUCACAGAGAUCCUACCUCGUGGGGACGUAAGUCACCUGCAGCUGGUGACCGUGACUACGGGUGUGGUUCUUACUCUUAUCUCUCUUGUGCGCACCAAGAGGGGGCCAGGCUUCGUGCAGCCUUCCCUGGCUGACACAGACAGCACCAGCACCAAUCAUUACCAACUGCCUGACAAAGACUCUGCCUCUCAGAAUGGAGUGGACCAGUCGGUGGUGCCAGCCCCCCCAGCCAGACCAGUGGAACAGCAGACACAGUCCCUGAAAGCAGAGGGGGCCAGGUGUCCUCUGUGCAAAGUGGUGCGUCCCCCUCGGGCGGGACAUUGCCGGAUCUGUGGAGGCUGUGUCCAGCGCCUGGACCACCACUGUAUCUGGUGAGUGUCAUUAAACACCUUUGUCUGUUGUGGAGGACCAGUCAUUUAGUACACCAUUAUUUGUGCAGCGACAGGAUGACUUGUGAAAAAUACCUUUCUGCAACACUCAGAUAACCACAGCCUGACUACACUUCCCUGCUAUACACACAUGCAAUAUUUUCAUCUCUCAGAUCCCCCACAAUUAUAUUUGCUCAACACUUCUCUUCCACACAUAAUCAUGAUCUCACUAAGUGUCAUACUGUCAGGCCAAAAAGACGUCACCAAAGCAGACCAGGCUGUAGAGACAUGUGUAGUGCCCACAGGGGUUCACCCUUCAGCAGGGUGAGGCGACCUCAAACCAGGACAAUCUGUUAUUUAUGGCAUUUAGAUACAUGCACCAACACAACCAGACACAUUUAGAGCAUGUAGUCACAUUCUCUCACAUUCAUGCUAAUUGUACUCUCACAUGUAAACACAGCAGAAGUUGGUCAUUUGAACUGAGGGUAUGUGUGUGUGUGUGUGUGUGUGGUGUUGUGUUGUCUUGUGUCUGUCACUGCUGAGGCAGGAUAAACAGCUGUGUGGGCCAGGCCAAUCAUCGCAGCUUCCUGCUGACCCUGCUCCUCUUCCUGUUGACCUCUCUGUAUGGGAUCAGUCUGGUGCUGCGCAGCGUGUGUCCUCAACAGAACCUGCUCACCGCCCUGCUCUACUGCCCUGGCGUCUACAGUCAGUACAGGUACACCUGGUAUUUGCUUAAAAUUUACACACAUGAAAAAUGUGUUACAAAAUGACAAUUGUAACUACAUAGUAAUUAUCUAAUAAUUACUUUGGGUUUAUUUAGCAUUCAUUGAAACAAGAACCACUAUAUUUAAGCAGUAAGGCUCGAGGAGGUGUGGUAUAUGGCCAAUAUACCACGGCUAAGGGCUGUUCUUAGACUGGACACAGCCCUUAGCAGUGGUAUAUUGGCCAUAUAUCACAAACCCCCGAGGUGCCUUAUUGCUAUUAUAAACUGGUUACCAACGUAAUUAGAGCAGGAAAAAUAAAUGUUUUGUCAUACCCGUGGUAUACGGUCUGAUAUACCAUGGCUGUUAGCCAAUCAGCAUUCAGGGCUCAAACCACCCAGUUUAUAAUACCUACUAUUUGGCACCAGGUAGUUACCAAAUAUUUUGAGUUACUUGAAAUAAGUACUAGAAGAUUUACUUAAAUAAUCAAUUAACUAAAACCAACUGAAAGAUAAAGUGUUAUGUUGUUUUCUAAGUGUAACUAUGCUCAUGCUGAUGUUUUCCCAGCUCAGCCCUGUGCUUCACCUGUGCCUGGUACAGCAGUAUUGUCACAGCAGGCCUGCUAAACCUGCUGGUGCUGCAAAUGAUCAAUAUCAGCUACAAUGUGACGGAGCGGGAGGCACAACUUGCACUGCGGAAGAAAAAUGGCCAGAGUCGUCCGUGUGGCCUCGUUGUCGACACAGGGGUCUACUCACGUGGCUUCUGCCAGAACUGGGCUGAAUUCCUGGCCAUGGGAGAGCCUGUUGAUAGACCAUCCUCCGUCCUCACUGACUUG
This is a messenger RNA of Coregonus sp. 'balchen', 6922 nucleotides long. The record is from the annotation of a GenBank genome assembly. Lineage: Eukaryota; Metazoa; Chordata; Actinopteri; Salmoniformes; Salmonidae.